Stylonychia lemnae is the source of this 2727-nucleotide messenger RNA. Lineage: Eukaryota; Ciliophora; Spirotrichea; Sporadotrichida; Oxytrichidae. The record is from the annotation of a GenBank genome assembly.
AUGCAACCGAACAGUAACUCUCUGGGUUACAACUACACAAUAGAACCUUCAACUAUGCCCUCUGCUAGACCCUAGGAGAUUAAAUUAGACUUAAAGUCCUUCAGAUUAGUUGCCACUGAUUUUUUCAUGUCCCCUGUUCUACAGAACCUCCUUGCUAAGCUUUGGAACUUAAUGCUUAGCUUCAAUUAUGAUCGAGAGUAGAUUAGAGAGAGGUCGGAAUGGCUGCUUCAGAUUCCUCUGAGAAUAGACAUUUAUGAGAAGUUCAUCCCUCUAUUCAGGAAAGCUUUGGGGGAUCUGUACUAAACUGAUUUUUAUGUCUCUUAGUAGCAUAACUAUCAGCAGGAGUAUGUCUUUUUUCAAAGAUUCUGCUUUGACUUUGUGUCGAUGUCGGGCACCAUGCUUUACAGAUUAUCAAUCAAUCAGUAAGUUAAUUAGGUUUUGAUGAAUAUUAGAUACGAGUACAUCUUCAGAAAAGUGUUCUCGAGUUUCACAUUUUAUGAGAAGAUUCAGCAUGAGCUAGCAUUUAAAAGAUUGGAAGAUAUAUAAUCGCCUGUAACUUCUGAGUUUAUUGAAGAGAUAUUCCAAACAAAAAAGAAGAUUGACGUUAAUUAGGGUAAACAAUCACCAUUAUCUCUGAAAGGUAAAUCAACUCUAGAUAGUAAGGAGGAAAUGGAGGAGCCGAGUGAUGCUGACAUGUCAAACCUUAUUAAUCUAAACUAAAUAGCUAAAAAGGUCAAAGAGGACUAAGCCAAAAGAGAACAUGAAAUGAAAAAUAGAAUAAAAGUUCGAUUCUUUCCAUUCUUUAUGAACUCUGAAAAAGAAGAUCUUAACACAGUUAUGAAUCGGUAUGAUAUCCUCAAGCAGAUAAAUAGAGACCUUUAAUUGGGGAAAUAUAUGAUAAGUACUCAUCAAAAUUCAAAUGGCUUUGGAGCACAUAAGGGAGAAAUUCACAAAAAUUAAAGCAUUUCGCAUUAGAACUAAUUUGGAUUGCCCUUAACUAGAGAAGCACAAGAAUAGAGAGUCAAGCAGAUGCUGAUGUAUAAAUAAUUUGUCCAAAUGAACAAGGAAGAUGAAGAGUCGGAUCAUGAUAACACAGAGAGUCCUAAUGGCAAUCAUGGUGCCACUGAUGAUUUUGAUUCUCCAGGCAAGAGUGAUUUAAACGAACCAUCAGUUAGCAAAAUGAAGUCCAAUGAAACUACAGAUGAAGAUAGUAAAUAUAUUAAGUAUGUGUGGAAUAAGAAAACUAAACGCUUGGAGAAGCGAGAUUUGAGGCAGAGUAAUCUGGAAAAUAUUGAUAAGUACAAGUUUGAGAAGUUUGAGAAAGUUAACAAGAAAAGUAAGGUCUUAUGUCAGCCCAGUGAGAACUAUUUGAACACAAGCUUCUUUGGAGAUUUUUCUCCUGAAGAUGCUAAGAGAGAACUCUUGUAUGGCAUCUAGGAGGUUGAUGAAAAUGAUUAUAAUAAAGUGGAUAAUAAAUUCAAAAGAGAUACUUAUUCAAAUCUCAAGUUCAGAUCUGUCCAAUAAAAGAAGAAUACUAUUGGCAGUGCUCUUGGAGAUACCAGCAGAAGACAACAGAACCCAUAACCAAGUCACAGAGCUUAAAGCUAAAUAAGUUAGUAAAGUUCAGUAGUUAAAAGCACCAUAGAUUAAGGGUAGGUUGAGUAAAAGCUAAAAAUGAUAAAAAUGAUUCUACGUGGGGAAGACUAUGACGAUUAACUUUAUAUGCAACAAACAAGUUAAAUGCUCUCUCCAGAAAACACUAAUUAGGUCUCAGCAAACAACAGAACCUCAAGAGCAGUCCAAAAUGAGAUCAUAGAUAGCAGGGAAUUCUUUAAGAGAAAUAAGCUACAGAGCAUCUAGUUAACUAAUAGAAGGAUGAUUUAGAAUUAAAGAGAGUUGUUGAAGUCUGGAAAUACCUCAUUUCAAAUAAAUAGAAACUAACUUCCUCAGCUUGAGUUAACUGGAGUAAGGCAAGAGAAUAAGUAUAAGAACUUUUACAAUUCAGCCUUUGGAAUGCCUCCACAAACGACUCAUUCCCAGCAAGCAUAAACUCCUAAUUUAAGUCAAUAGAAAAAUGUCUAGCUAAGAUUGAAAAUCAAUAACUAAGCAAAGCCUAUCUCAAUCGCAACUGACUCGGUUUAUAGAAGAUAACCUACUAUGGAAAUUGGAAGGAGUGUAGCUGAUGAUUAAUCCCGAAUGGAUCAAUCUUAACUAAAUCUGCAACCACCUUUGAUAGAAAGUAGAGAGGGCAAGGUUAAGAACGCUCUAAUAAGUACUUCCCCAAAAAACUUUGAAUCUGGUUUUAGAAUAAUGACAAAUCCAAUAGCUAAUACUUCAAUUAAAAAAGCUGAUGAAAUGACUGUGAGUACAGGCCAUUCAUUUUUCAGGCCUGAUUUAGUAAAGCAGUAAAUUCUCAAAAAAGGUGCUGCAAGUAUAGAUGAUGAGGACGAUAUGAAAUCAUUAUUUGCAGUUAAGAUUAAUAGAUCUCCACCAAGGGCAACAACUCUAAAUUUAGAUAGAUUGGCACAAGCUAAGCAGUAAUAUACCAAUAGGUCUAAUCUCAAUUAGACCGUCCUAAAUCCAAUCGAGAAAUCUAAAGUUUACCUGCAUCAAGUGCCGAUGUAAGAUUACUAAUUGGAAAAAUGGAGAAAUGCAUAUAGAACCACGAAAUCAGCUACUAGGCAUUUUUACACAGGCACAAGUUUCAUCAUUUUAGACAAGAUUUGA